UCGAGGCGGCAAAGUUUCAGUUUCGUUUCGUCAAGCGACGCGUUCGGACGUAAAGUAUUUUUCGAGCUGCCUUAGGCCAACUAGGCCAAUACUGGUCCAAGCAGUGACUGAGUUAAUUUAGAUUUUUCUGUUAUUUGGUGUAAAUAAAACGCUGUGAACUUCAAUAAAUCUAAACUAAGUUAGCCAAAUGUCUAAAUAGUCGUACUGGCUGGCAAGCAGACAAGUAGCCAAAAAGGCAAAUUGCCGAAAAGCCAAUUAUGGCAAUUGAUGAAAGAGAAAUCGUGAAAUAAUUGCGGAACAAUAUCAAAAAUGCGCAGCCGAAAAUUGCAAGCAAGCAAACAAAUACCAACACAAUAACAAGCAAAAAACAACAACAACUAACAAAUAUAACAAGUAUAGCAACAAACAAAUUGCCGAUAAAUAUGUGUGAAAAUAGUGUAAACAUGUGAAGUGAAAACCAUACAACUGCAAACGCAAUUAAAGUGAAUUGCCGAAUUGCGGAGUGACGCUAUCGCGCUAAUAAAUAACGCUGCCUUGAACUGAAACAACAACAACGCUAAACUAGAAACAAAUUGACGCGAAAAUGUAUUGCGGUAAGGACUGCAGCUGCAGCUUGUGUCGCGAGCUACGCAAUUACAAGCCCGCCAAGCCAGCCAAGCGGCCCGCGCCACGCCCGCCCACUUCACUAUUCGGACGUUUUAACGAGAAUUUCAUACUACGCCGACGCAGCACCAGCAACUCCUUCAAGACAUUCCAGCCGCAGUCGUUGAAAUGCAGCGAAAUGUUUCAGCAGCGCGCCGCUGAGGCUACGCCGAAUGUCUACACCGCGCAGCCGGCACCGCAAGCCGCAACGCAACAACAGCAACAGCCAACAAACGCUGCUGUGUCAACAGAUGCGACACGCGCCAACAAACCGGCGGCGCCAACCAAACCCAAUCACAAGGUUGUCAUCUACUUCGGCGACUCGAUUGCCAAUCGCGGCAAGCACAAUGUGGGUGAGACGGCCAAUGAUGUGGUGCAAGCCGCGCAGCUUUUAGAUGAUACUGCGACGCAACUCAAUGUGGCGACGUCUCAGCAUAGCACAAACAGCGCGUCAUGCUUAGCGCCCAAGGCGGCGAGCGAAGAUGAUUUGCCCUCCUACAUCGAGAGCGUGCAGAACGGUGUGAUCAACAUCAAGAUCGAAGGCAACUAUCAGCGCGCCAACGCUUUGGUGGAAACGGUGGCUAAGCCAACGCUCGCCACCGUGCAUGUGCUGGCCGAGGCGGAGCAGUUGGUUGGCGGCGUCGAGGACAAUGCGAGCCAGCGGUCAUGCGACUCGUGCGAUUGGAGCUUUGUGCAGGAGUGGCGCGCACGACCAACCGGUAAUAUGCGCGGCGACAUGCCCGUCGUAUUCAGCCCGCAACCAACGAACUCGCAACUACAUUGUCCCGUCGGCUCGCCAACAACAACAAACGCUUUGCCACAACAAAACCAAAUGAGCGCCAUGCCUGCAACGCCAUCCACCGGCACCACAAUGACAGCCAACUCCACGCCACUCAACACACCAAAUGGUUUGAGUUCCUCCACUGGCCGCAUACAAAGCCCCGCUGUGGCGACACCGGCGCCACGCAUCUCCAAAGAGUUGGCGCAGCGCUUUAAUAGCGGCGUUGACGUCGCGCCCAAUAUGAUGGUCAGCACACAGACCGGACACAGUGUCGUACCGAAUACUACUAUCAAUAUAAGAAAUAUAAGCAGUCCGCCGCAUGCGCCUAGCAAACCGCUGCCGCAGCGCACCUUGGCGGCACCAGCGCGUCAAACGGUGCAAAGUACGCCAGUCAAAUCGCAACCGCCCAUGUUGAGCGGCAAUCUGUCGCCGCAGCAACCGAAGCCGCAGCAACCGAAGCCGCAACAGCCGGCGGCAGCGCAACAAAAGUUCAGCGCCAAUGACAAGCGUCCGCUACCAUUAUCAUUGGAUUUGAGUAAUUGCAGCAUCGGCAUACCAACAGCUGAUACAAACUCUGCGAAUGUGACGCCCAGUGGUGGCGGCGGCUAUCAGCACAAUACGCACGCGAAAACAGGCGCGACGAGCACGCGCACGCAUCAUCAUGAAUUUCGCGGACUGCAGCGUGUGCAGGAGUGUCAUAGCUCAUCGGAUGAGAAUCGCUCAUCGGGCCAUGCGAGUAUGUCGGAUACCGGCGGCCAUGGUAGUUCCUCACCUGGUGGUGGCGUAGCGCUGGGCCCAUUACCGGAAGAUCGUCUUGCCGCCGCCGUCACCAAUCGCAGCACACGUUCACGCACAAGCACAAAUCAUUCGCGUGCGCGCCAUCGUGCCACACCGGCAACGAAAGCGCCAUGGAGCGGCAGCGGUUUGGAAGAUAUAAAAUUGGCCAUACAACAGCUGACAAUGCGUUCGCAAACGAGCACCAGCACUUAUAGCAGCCUCAGUGCUGGUUCGGAGAGCUCGGAACCCGCGCGACGCUUAGCACGCUACUCAUCGCUGGAAACGGUUAAUACAAAUGUGACGAACGCCGAUGAAUUUGUGUGGGUGGACUCACAUAAUCGCCUGGUGGAGUUGCAGCAUCCACCAUGGAGCCAACACUGUAUAAUGCGCGUUAUCCGUAAUGGUCGUUGCAAGGAGCAGGCAGAACGUGUUUCAGUCGACACCAUACCACGCUUGGGCUACCUGCUGCAACGUGCAUUGGUGCGUAUUGCGCGCGAAGUGCAGCGCCUCUCCGCCUGCUUGGGAUUGUGUUCAAAGCAAGAAGUCGCAACCGCAUACAAGAUUGUGCUGUGUCCGGCACUGGCGGACUCUUGUAUUAAAGCGUGUCUACGCGCCGCAGCAAUGUUCGCUGUAACAGGCGACAGCGCGCUCAAACAAAGCAAGUCAGCGCGCGCUGGACUACAACUACCCGUAGGACGCUUUCAUCGUUGGAUGGCCGACGCACGUCUGGGCAAAUUUAUACACGAAUACGCGGCAGUGUACUUAUGUGCUGGAAUGGAGAAUCUGCUCGAGGAGUUGCUGUUGCAAAGCUUUCCUGCAGAUUCAGCCAGCCAAUUUACCACAGCGACGCUAGAUCAGUCUAUAGCGCACUCCGGUGACCUGUGGGGUCUUUUGCAGCCUUUCGCGCACUUAAAUGCAGGACGCAUAGCAUCAGGUGCGCUCACCAUGCCCAGGUGGGCAAGUCUGUCAUCACUUGGCUCCGGCACACAAAAGAGCGGUAGUUCGGGCGGCAAUAGCAAUGUUUCACUGGAACCUUGUCUGCUGACGACGUGCGUUGGCAGCAUAACUGAACUAAAAGACUUGACUUUGCGUGCACAACAAAAGUUUCAGCACACAGCACUUUCUAAUGCGGCACUAUCCACACUCUUCUACUUUAUGCGCUGCUCACAGUUGGAGCACAGCGACUUGAGUGGCGCGCCUUCAAGCGCCAGCGGUAGCGCGGGCGGCAGCAGUCAAAAUGUACAAGAACUCUGCUAUGAACGUGCAUAUGUGGUGCUGCCGCCAUUGGUGGAAUGGUUGCGCGUUGCUUCGGCGCACGCGGAAUACCGACACGCUGUCAUGAUUGAUAAGGACGAUAUCAUGCAAGCAGCGCGCCUACUUUUACCAGGUGUAGACUGUCCAAUGCGUCCAAUUGGCCACGAAGAGGAGCUACCUACAAAGAAGACACAUUUCUCACACCCUGGUGCGACUACGCCCAUAGCAUCGAGCAUCAGCGAAGAUACCACGGAGUUGGGCAAACGCGCCACCAUUACGCUUGCUUUCAAACUCAUGCUUACUGGACGCGCUGAGUUAAUGGCGCAGGCGGCCAACCUGUUGCCACCCACCACGCGUUAUGACACCCUUAAUCACGCCGGUUUGACGGCGCUUAUGAUCGCCGCAAUACGCAAUGACGAAGUGGCCAUACAGGCGUUACUCGAUGCCGGUUGCGAUCCAAACGUAGAAGUGCCACCAGUCGGUCAACCGAAUUUUCCGGGCGUACAUCCAGAUACGCAGCACUGGACGGCGGUGACAUUCGCCGCCAGUCGCGCCAAUUACCUGGCCUUGCGUUUGCUGCUGGAAAGAGGUGGCAAGGUUGAAGGUGGCGCGCGUCUAAGCGAAGAGAAACCAACGCUAACGCCACUGCAAGUGGCAUGCGGCUCUGGCAACGUCGAGGUUAUUUCGCUGCUGCUAGCGCAUGGCGCCAACGCGUUUCUCUCCACGCAGCAGAAAGACACAAUGUGUUUUGCGGGUGGCUCAGCGCAGCGUGGCUCCUAUUGCGCCAUCUCUGUGACAGCGGCGCACGGCCAGCGAGCUUGUCUGCGCAAACUGCUCUCGCAUCCAAUGUCGCCGGGGAGCAAAGACGUGCUUUCACUUGAGGAAAUGCUAGCCGAAGGUGAGCCUGUGGGUAAUGCGACGCGUAGUGGUGCAUGCGCGGGGAAUGCAAGCGGUGAGCGCAUAAGCGCCGAGCUGCCGCUCACAUUAAACAAGACACAAAUCAAAAGUCUGCAGGAGGCAAUGUAUCACAGCGCCGAAAACAAUCAUCUCGAUAUUACGAUAGAGCUGCGCACCUUGGGCGUGCCCUGGACACUACACUGCUGGAUGCACGCAUUGGCGGCGGCGCAUGAGCUGCGCUUGGAUGCUGUUAUCGACCAACUUCUGCAGGAUUUCUUGCAGGUCUGUCCGGACGACUACAGUGCGCAGUUCGUGAGCGAGUGUCUGCCGCUGCUCUUCAAUAUAUUUCGCUAUAGCAAAAAUGAAGGCACAACACUGCUGCUGGCCGACAUUUUCGCCACUUGCUUCGGCUGGGAGACCAUCAAGCCCAUAAAAGAGGCGGCCAUGCAAUCGGUGAAUAGCUCGCGCAUAGAUCCCAAAUUUGUCAACAAUCCAGAACUGAGCGAUGUGACUUUCAGAGUGGAGGGCAAAAUAUUCUAUGGCCACAAAAUAGUGCUCGUCACCGCCUCGCCGCGUUUCCAGAGCAUGCUCAGCUCUAAACUGAGCGAUGGAAACACGCCCACAGUGCAGAUCAACGACAUACGCUAUCACAUCUUCCAGCUGGUCAUGCACUAUCUGUACAGCGGUGGCUGUGCCACAUUGGAGGUCAGUAACGCUGAUGUGUUGGAGCUGAUGGCGGCGGCGAGCUUCUUCCAGCUGGAAGGUUUACUGCGCUACACGGAGUCACGCUGCUCGGAGAUGAUCGACAUCGACAAUGUGGUGGCCAUGUACAUACACGCGAAGGUCUACAACGCCAACAAGCUGCUCGAGUACUGCCAAGGUUUCUUGCUGCAGAACAUGGUCGCUCUGCUGACCUAUGACGACUCCGUCAAGCGCUUGCUCUUCGCCAAAAAGAUACCCAAUCACGAUGUGCUCUCCGGCCUGCUUCACACGCUACAACAACGCAUCAAGCAGCGCAAGCCUAUGGGCGUGGGCAACUUUCGCCAGCAGCUCAGCUCGCCGCCACCAGGUAGCGCUGGCGCUCAUGUAUUGAGCACAAGUCUGUGCAAUAACGUUGGCGGUAGUCUGGGUGCGUCCAAGAAAUAAAUUUGCACUGUAAUAUACUUCAAUUUAAAGUACUUCAAACUUUUGCGCGGGGUUUGUGCGACGCUGCCAGCCUUGUCUGCUGAAGAAGUGGUGUUUUGAGGUUAAAAAACACAAAACAAUUACAAUAUUGGUUUAAAAAUAUAGUAAAAGUUAUAUAUUUAAUUAAUUAAACAUAUUUAUAUGUUAGUAGCUGUAAUUACUCCCUCAAAUGUUCGUCAAUUUAUCUUCCUCGAAGCACAAUGCAACCAGUAAUGUAAGUCGGCGCUUAAGCGCAUCUUCUUUUUUCAUUUUUUUCAUUUGUUUUUUUUCCAUUAUAUAUGUUUGUGUGUAUAACCUUGUUUGUAGCUUACAAGACAAAUAUACUUUAGUUAGUAGCCUUUUGUAGUAUCCUUAAGCUUACGAAGUUUCUCUAGGCUGCCUUUAUUGCUUGUACUUAGACUUGCUUGUAGUUUCUAGCGAAAUUUAGAUACAAUGUUGUAUGUAUGUAUGUAUAUUUAGUUUAUCCGAUAUUUUUAUUAGAUUUAAUAAAUUAAAAUA
Messenger RNA from Bactrocera tryoni, 6034 nucleotides. RefSeq names its product ankyrin repeat and BTB/POZ domain-containing protein 2. The transcript is spliced from 6 exons. Lineage: Eukaryota; Metazoa; Arthropoda; Insecta; Diptera; Tephritidae. The record is from RefSeq and is a predicted model, not a curated record. Bases 584 to 5497 code for a protein of 1637 amino acids. Gene Ontology annotation, molecular function: protein heterodimerization activity.